AUGUCCAUUCAAACUAGCAACCCUGAUGAGUCUUUAAAGUCAUUGUCGCUUAUUGCGGCACACUCUCACAUCACUGGUUUGGGUUUAGAUGAACACCUACAACCAAGAGAGUCUAGUGAAGGUAUGGUGGGCCAACUGCAAGCAAGAAGAGCAGCAGGUAUCAUUUUAAAGAUGGUACAAAAUGGAACCAUCGCCGGUAGAGCUAUCUUAGUUGCAGGUCCACCAUCCACAGGUAAAACUGCGAUGGCUAUGGGUCUCUCGCAAUCUUUAGGUAAAGAUGUACCAUUUACUGCUAUUGCAGGUUCAGAGAUCUUUUCAUUAGAAUUAUCCAAGACUGAAGUAUUGACACAGGCAUUUAGAAAAUGCAUUGGUGUUAAGAUUAAGGAGGAGACUGAAUUAAUCGAAGGUGAAGUGGUAGAAAUUCAAAUUGAUAGAUCUAUCACCGGUGGACACAAACAAGGUAAAUUGACCAUUAAGACAACUGACAUGGAAACGAUUUAUGAAUUAGGUUCAAAGAUGAUCGAUGGAUUGACCAAGGAAAAAGUCUUGGCCGGUGAUGUGAUCUCUAUCGAUAAGGCCAGUGGUAAAAUCUCUAAGUUGGGUAGAUCUUUUGCCCGUUCAAGAGACUACGAUGCUAUGGGAGCCGAUACAAGAUUUGUACAAUGCCCCGAAGGUGAAUUGCAAAAGCGUAAAACUGUGGUACACACGGUUUCACUACAUGAGAUUGAUGUCAUUAACUCCAGAAGUCAAGGAUUUUUAGCGCUUUUCACUGGUGACACUGGUGAAAUUCGUUCAGAAGUUCGUGAACAGAUUAAUACAAAGGUUGCUGAGUGGAAGGAAGAAGGUAAGGCAGAAAUCGUACCAGGUGUCCUUUUCAUCGAUGAAGUACACAUGUUGGAUAUCGAGUGCUUUUCCUUUAUUAACAGAGCUCUUGAAGAUGAAUUUGCUCCUAUUAUUAUGAUGGCAACCAAUAAGGGAAUUUCGAAGACAAGAGGUACCAACUAUAAAUCGCCGCAUGGACUACCAGUUGAUCUAUUGGAUAGAUCAAUUAUCAUCACAACUAAAAACUAUAAUGAACAAGAUAUAAAGAUAAUUUUGUCGAUUAGAGCUCAGGAAGAAGAAGUGGAAUUGACUAACGAGGCGCUUGAUCUUUUAACUAAGAUUGGUGGUGAAACUAGUCUUCGUUACAGUAGUAAUCUAAUUUCAGUUUCACAACAAUUAUCUCUAAAGCGUAAGGCAACACAAGUUGAUGUUAACGAUGUGCAGAGAUCCUAUUUGUUAUUCUUGGAUGCAUCCCGUUCAGUGAAAUACGUUCAGGAGAAUAACUCUCAAUACAUCGAUGAUCAAGGUAACGUUGGUGAUCCAAUGGAUACUACUGAAUAA
Zygosaccharomyces rouxii is the source of this 1383-nucleotide messenger RNA. It is a transcript of the gene RVB2, whose product is annotated as RuvB family ATP-dependent DNA helicase reptin. Gene Ontology annotation, biological process: regulation of transcription by RNA polymerase II; chromatin remodeling; box C/D snoRNP assembly. Bases 1 to 1383 code for a protein of 460 amino acids. The transcript has a single exon. Gene Ontology annotation, molecular function: ATP binding; DNA helicase activity; ATP hydrolysis activity. Gene Ontology annotation, cellular component: NuA4 histone acetyltransferase complex; Swr1 complex; R2TP complex. Lineage: Eukaryota; Fungi; Ascomycota; Saccharomycetes; Saccharomycetales; Saccharomycetaceae. The record is from RefSeq and is a predicted model, not a curated record.